This is a messenger RNA of Lodderomyces parapsilosis, 1632 nucleotides long. RefSeq names its product sugar porter family MFS transporter. NCBI's taxonomy places the organism in Eukaryota, Fungi, Ascomycota, Pichiomycetes, Serinales, Debaryomycetaceae. Gene Ontology annotation, molecular function: carbohydrate:proton symporter activity. Bases 1 to 1632 code for a protein of 543 amino acids. Gene Ontology annotation, cellular component: membrane. The transcript has a single exon. Gene Ontology annotation, biological process: carbohydrate transport; transmembrane transport. The record is from RefSeq and is a predicted model, not a curated record.
AUGUCAGCUAAAAUAGAAAGGAUAUUUUCCGGUCCAGCUUUAAAAGCCAAUGAAGCCUUGGACCAUUUACCCAAAAUAUACAACGUUUACUUUAUUGCCAGCAUUUCCACCAUUGCGGGAAUGAUGUUUGGUUUUGAUAUUUCGUCGAUGUCAGCAUUUCUUGGGACUGAUCCUUAUUUGAAUUACUUUCAUUCACCUAGCUCAACAAUUCAAGGAUUUAUUACUUCAUCAAUGGCCUUGGGUUCAUUCUUUGGAUCGAUCUUCUCCACAUUUGUUUCUGAGCCAUUUGGUAGAAGAUUAUCCCUUUUGACUUGUGCCUUAUUUUGGGUUGUUGGUGCUGCUAUUCAAUCUUCAUCUCAAAACAGAGCACAAUUAAUCAUUGGUCGUAUCAUUUCUGGAUUGGGUGUUGGUUUUGGUUCUUCGGUUGCACCAAUUUAUGGUGCUGAAUUGGCACCAAGAAAGGUUAGAGGUUUGAUUGGAGGAUUUUUCCAAUUUGCUGUUACCUUGGGUAUCUUGAUUAUGUAUUUCAUUUCAUACGGACUAGGCAAGAUCAACGGGGUUGCUGGGUUUCGAAUUGCUUGGGGUAUUCAAAUUGUUCCUGGACUAUGCUUAUUCUUGGGUUGCUUCAUCAUCCCUGAAUCCCCUAGGUGGUUGGCAAAGCAAGAUAAGUGGGAAAAAGCAGAAUUUAUUGUUUCCAAGAUUCAAGCCCAUGGUAAUAGAGAAGAUCCAGAAGUUUUGAUUGAAAUUUCUGAAAUCAAGGACCAAUUGUUGAUUGAAGAGGCGGCUAAAUCCGUUGGAUAUGCUACUUUGUUCAGAAAGAAAUACAUUAUGAGAACAUUUACUGCUGUAUUCGCCCAGAUCUGGCAACAAUUGACUGGUAUGAAUGUCAUGAUGUACUACAUUGUCUAUAUUUUCGAAAUGGCUGGUAAAUCAGGAAAUGCCAACUUGGUGGCGUCGUCAAUCCAAUACGUGUUGAAUGUCGUUUGCACAAUACCGGCUUUGUUUGUCUUGGAUAAGAUUGGAAGAAGACCAUUGUUGAUUGGUGGUGCAUUGAUGAUGGCGGCAUGGCAGUUUGGUUUGGCUGGUAUUUUGGGAACUUAUGCCGUUCCAUGGAUUGACUCGCCAAGCGAAACCGUCACCAUCAAGAUUCCAAAAUCGAAGUUACCUGCUUCCAACGGUGCCAUUGCUUGUUCAUAUUUAUUUGUAUGUGCUUAUGCAUUUACCUGGGGUGUUGGUAUCUGGGUGUAUUGCUCCGAAAUUUGGGGCGAUAACAGAAUCUCACAAAGAGGUAAUGCUGUUUCCACUGCUGCCAAUUGGAUUAUGAACUUUGCAAUUGCGAUGUAUACUCCAUCUGGGUUCAAAAAUAUUGAUUGGAGAACAUAUAUCAUCUAUGGUGUCUUUUGUAUUGCUAUGGCUAUCCAUGUGUUUUUCGGAUUCCCAGAGACUAGAGGCAAGAGAUUGGAAGAAAUUGGACAAAUGUGGGAAGAGAAAGUACCAGCUUGGAGGUCAGCUUCAUGGCAACCAACUGUACCAUUGGUCUCAGAUGCUGAAUUGGCUAGGAAAUUGAGUGUUGAACAUAAUGAAGAGAAGCUCUUGGAAGAAAACUCAAAUACUGAUGAUGAUCAGAGUUAG